Messenger RNA from Medioppia subpectinata, 477 nucleotides. Lineage: Eukaryota; Metazoa; Arthropoda; Arachnida; Sarcoptiformes; Oppiidae. The record is from the annotation of a GenBank genome assembly.
UUGGGAUUCGCGUUAUAUAUGCUCUUCAGACAGACCAAGACUGCCGAAGACAAGAACAACGUAAUUCUAUUGAUGGAGGAAAUGAUUAAAAUUCCUCAGAAUUGGUUGAAUGAAAACAUGGCAUCACUUCUAUUCUUCGCCGGCGAUGACAUCACUCAUCAGUACUUCACUUCAAAGAUGUCAAGCGAAAACUAUGCAGAAGUGGCCCAAAAGUUGGUGUAUUUGACUCUAAUUGAGCACAAAUUGACGAGAAGUACAAAACUUGUAUAUAAACUGAUUGAGAAGUUGUGUUCGUCUGAACACAAACACAAACUGAUGAAUGAAUUGCCGAUCGCUUUCUGCGAAGCGGUCUCUGAGAUCGACGGCGCCAUUGAUUUGGAGGACGAGAGGGAUAUCACAGAAUUACAUGAGAUAAUAGCCGCGCAGUCGGACCUCAUGAAGAACUCACUCCUCAAUAACUUUGACGUCUCUUCGCAG